Molecule: messenger RNA, 534 nt
Organism: Trifolium pratense (red clover)
Lineage: Eukaryota; Viridiplantae; Streptophyta; Magnoliopsida; Fabales; Fabaceae
Product: cell division control protein 48 homolog C-like
Exons: 6
Coding region: 1-534 (177 amino acids)
Biological process (GO): ribosome biogenesis
Cellular component (GO): nucleus
Molecular function (GO): RNA binding; ATP binding; preribosome binding
Source: RefSeq, a predicted model, not a curated record
AUGGCCAAAGCCACAGUUGAUGCUUUGACAGACCACGGUGAUGAAAGUGUACGGAAACAGUUGCAGAAUGAGUUAGAUGGCGCAGAGCAACGCAGAGGUGUUUUCGUGAUUGCUGCAACAAAUAGGCCUGAGGUGAUCGACAGUGCUCUCCUACGUCCUGGUAGAUUUGGGAAUCAUAUUUAUAUUCCUGUUCCAAGCCCAGACGGUGGUGCCUCGAUAUUGAAAGCUCUUGCAAUGCAUAAGGAAGCUCUUGCAAGGCGUAUGGAAAAUCGUGCAAGGUUUAAGCUUAUGCCUAUUAAUGCCAGUGUGAAUUUAAGCUCCAUUGCAAGAUCGAAAGCUUGUACUAAUUUUAGUGGUGCUGAUCUUGCUGCAUUGAUGGACAAAGCAAUAUUGGCUGCUCUUGAAGAGAAGCUGGCCACAACGGCAGAAAAAAGUGGUACAUUGACAAUCGAGGCAAUGCAUUUUAAGGUUGCGCUGAGCAAAGUCUUCCCCUUUGUGUCGAAAAAGAAAAUUUUGAAGAUCCUUAAAGCAUGA